Molecule: messenger RNA, 1094 nt
Organism: Ctenopharyngodon idella (grass carp)
Lineage: Eukaryota; Metazoa; Chordata; Actinopteri; Cypriniformes; Xenocyprididae
Gene: mrpl58
Product: mitochondrial ribosomal protein L58
Exons: 6
Coding region: 63-662 (199 amino acids)
Biological process (GO): mitochondrial translational termination
Cellular component (GO): mitochondrial large ribosomal subunit
Molecular function (GO): translation release factor activity
Source: RefSeq, a predicted model, not a curated record
AGUAACCGCCCAUUUGAAGCAAAAGCGGAUGUUUUCCUUGCACGUGGUUCUUCGUUUUCAACAUGGCGGCGGCAUCCAUGGUUACAAGUUUCUGUUUCUUACAGCUGAAUAAUCUGUCAUGUUCGAGGAAUAUGUGCCGUCGAUUAGUGACUGUAUUCAAUAGUGAUAAAACGCGAUUGAAACUCUAUGCAGACAGUAGUAAUUUUCACAUGAAAAAAGCAUCGCAUUUCACACAGGAUGAUCUGCUCUCGCGCAUCCCUGUUGAUAAACUGAAGAUAACAUACAGUCGGAGCAGCGGACCAGGCGGCCAACAUGUCAACAAGGUCAGUACGAAAGCAGAGGUCCGUUUCCAUGUGCAGACAGCAGAAUGGAUUCCAGAAGAAGUGAGGAGCGAGAUUCUCCUGAAGAAUAAAACUCGUGUCAACAAAGCAGGAGAGUUAAUCGUGACCUCCGAGAUGAGCAGAAGCCAACAGAGGAACCUAGAAGACUGUCUUCAGAAGAUCUCAGAGAUGAUCGCUGCAGCCAGUCAGCAGCGGCCGGACCCGGCGCCGGAGGAUCUCGCCCUCAGGGCUCACAGAUUAGAAAAAAGAAAUUUGGAAAGACUCAAGCAGAAGAAGAUGCAUGCUGCAACAAAGCAAGCAAGACGAGUCGACUUUGACUGAACCCAAAACAUUAUUGCAUUUGUUCUGCAUUCGAUUUUUGAUAAAAACACAGCAAAAUAUCACACUGCAAAAGCUUUUUGUUGUUGUUGUUGUUGUAUGUAUAGCAUGUACCGAAUUAUAUGUCAGAUUACUUUAUAACUUUUUUCUCAAAAUAAAAUUUUAGAUUUUAAGCAAAAUUAAAUAAACUGUAAGCCUGUGUUAAAGCAAAGAGCUGGUUUAUACUAUACAUGUCCUUUGAUAAAGGGUAAGACUGUUUCAGAGUUUAAAGUGUUUGAAUGACACUAGAAAAACCCUUACUCAUCCAGUUGUGUUCAUUGCCAUUUUUAAAUUUGAAUGAAACUGAAAAAUUUAAUAAAAUAUAAAGAACUAAACCUAUUAUUUGUCAAAUAAUAAAUAUGAAAGUGAUACAGUGUCACAGAGAAAUCCACAACU